This is a messenger RNA of Stegostoma tigrinum, 9029 nucleotides long. It is a transcript of the gene disp3, whose product is annotated as dispatched RND transporter family member 3. NCBI's taxonomy places the organism in Eukaryota, Metazoa, Chordata, Chondrichthyes, Orectolobiformes, Stegostomatidae. The transcript is spliced from 23 exons. Bases 880 to 4929 code for a protein of 1349 amino acids. The record is from RefSeq and is a predicted model, not a curated record. Gene Ontology annotation, cellular component: membrane.
ACUCUCACGGCAAGAGCCGGCUGCUCUUUGCAAGUGAAAGCAGGCAUUAAGAGUCGAGCGCGUACCCGCCCGAUGAGAGGCAGGCAGGGAGGAGACAGGUUGUCCAGCUAUUCCAAAGUCAGAGUUUACCUUUGUGGCGGAUGUUUAGUGUACCCCGCUUCCAAAACAAAAAGCGGUGCGUGCGCUGGAGCUGUGGGUUUUUGUUUUGUAGCUUGAGCUGUCAGCUGCGCACUGCAAACACAGCAGCUCGAGAGCCUCGGGCUCCCAGUGUGACAGUUACAACCGUUGGGCUCGCGAGCCAGACAGGACUGGGAUUUCUGGGCUGCCGUUUCACACUCGGCUCGCGCUCUGGUAUUGCCAUUCCUCCCGCUCCAACUGUCAAUGAAGCCUCUUACUACCACCCCCACCCCACCAUUAAAUCUCAUUAACUUUUAACAUCUACGAAAGUAGAUCCUUCGAUGCAUUUUUCAAAUUCAAAUUGCUUAUUUAUCAUUUGACCGUAUUUUUCACUGAAGAUUGUUUCCAUUGCUGCAUCAUGUGCGAGGAAAAUGCAUUCAAAUUGGUGAAGAUGUUGCCCAGCUUUGUUACUUUCUUGAGUUCAUUUGCAAGUCGAUUUGUAUGCAGUUUGGAGCACAAUGCAGGACAACAUAAAAUAGCCAUUUAAUGCUUGGUAACCAAGGACAUAGGUUUAAGGUGAUUAGGAAAGGAACCAGAGCUUAUGAGAAGGAACAUCUCUUGACAUGAUGUUGUAAUUAGGCAAUUCAUUUGGAGGACAAACUGAAGAACAGGAGACUCCAGCAUCAAAUUUCCAGUUUUGCUUGAGGACCUUCCCCCCCCGACCCCCCAACAACUAACAUCAAUCAUCAGAGCAAAACUAAAAUGGAAUGUGAUGAUGACCCUUUGGUGCAGCAUCUGUGGCUCGAGGAAGAAGAAGACAACGUGUUGGUAAACUCUUAUAGAGGUCAAAGCCUGUGCAAGAAAUGUCACUGUAACUUUAAAAGAUUAUUCUAUGAUUUGCAAGUUAAAGGUUUUUGGGGAAUCAUUGGGUGGAUAUUUACUAACCCAUAUUGCACUGCCUUAAUAUUAGUAAUAGGUUGCAUAAUCCCAACAAUUCUGACUGUUGUUAUGCUUUUACGUUGUUCUGCCCUUGAUAUUGAUAUAUCCUACAAUGCCUUUGAGAUUCGUAACCAUAUAUCCUCACUGCGCUUUGAUGCACUGACCCUUGCUUUAAAAUCACAGUUUGGGUCCUGGGGCAGGAACAGACGUGAUUUGGCCGAGUACACAUCUGCCACCUUAGAGAAACUCAUCAUCGAAGAGCUGCAAAAACUGCACAAUAAUUCUUCUCAGCUAGUCGAUGCCUCCCAUGGCAAAACUAUUUACAAAUCAGGUGAAGCCCAAGGGCCUGAUGGAAUUCAGUUGAGCAAAAGAGACUUGUUCUCACAACCUGCGACUAAGAAGAGCCAAGACAGAUACAAAAUGCGGAAAACAAGAGCAGUGACACACAUGAGCUAUCCAAACACUUACAUUAAUGGAGAUACUCAGACACAUGCACUAUGGAGGAUGGAGCUUGUAUUUCUAGCAAGAGGUGAUGAUGAAAGGAAUAUCUUCACAAAAGAACGUUUGCUGACAAUUCACGAUAUUGAGAAGAAAGUCAUGGACCACCCUAGGUUUCGAGAAUUUUGCUGGAAACCUCAUGAAGUCCUCAAGGACAUGCCGCUUGGUUCAUAUUCCUAUUGCUCACCUCCCAGUUCGCUCAUGACCUAUUUUUUUCCAACAGCACAAGGUGGAAGGAUUUACUAUGAUGGGAUGGGGCAAAAGUUGGCAGAUAUUCAUGGUUCACUCAAGCUGGCUAUUACUCAUCCUGAGUUUUACUGGUAUGUUGAUGAGGGACUAACAGCCGAAAACAUGAAAAGCUCACUGCUUCGUAGUGAGAUCUUGUUUGGAGCCCCACUUCCCAAUUACUACUCAGUGGAUGACCGAUGGGAAGAGCAGCACAGAAAGUUUCAGAAGUUUGUGAUCUCUUAUGCUGAUCUUUUGGCUUCACAAUCCACUAAGAAAGUGCAAGUCCUGUAUGGUGGAACAGAUCUAUUUGACUAUGAAGUACGACGAACAUUUAAGAACGAUAUGAUGCUGGCUUUUAUCAGCAGUGGAUGCAUAGCAGUUCUGGUGUAUGUUCUCACCUCAUUUUCAGCCUUUCUGACGUUCUUUGGAAUUGCCAGUAUUGGUUUGAGCUGCCUGAUUGCCCUGUUUCUAUACCACGUAGUGUUUGGCAUCCAGUACCUGGGCAUCUUAAAUGGAGUGGCAGCCUUUGUCAUUGUGGGUAUUGGAGUGGAUGAUGUCUUUGUGUUCAUCAAUACUUUCCGGCAAGCAAGUCACCUUCACGACCCACAGGAGAGGAUGAUUCAUACCAUUAAAACAGCAGGGAAAGCCACAUUUUUCACCUCAUUCACCACAGCUGCUGCCUAUGCAGCAAAUAUAUUUUCCCAGAUCCCAGCUGUCCAUGACUUUGGACUGUUCAUGUCUUUGAUAGUUGCUUGCUGCUGGAUGGCUGUUCUGUUCCUUAUGCCAGCAGCACUUUGUAUUUGGAGCCUGUACAUCUCCCCUCUAGAUGCAUCCUGCUACUCCAGCUGCCAACAUAUGUGUAAGAAGAAAGAUAGCAGCACGACCCAGAAUUCAGGAGAGUGUGACCAGUCACUUCUAGUCACAGACCAGGAUUUAUUGGUGAUUGGUGGAAUACUUCAGUACUUGGAUGAUGAUAUUCCUCUUCUAGCCAUUGAGGAAGAAGCAGGUGUUUCCUUUCUUCCUGGAGCCUCUUUGGACAAUGGGGACGUGCCUUUGGUUUCACUGGUGCCAGAGGCACCCCUGCCUGAAGAUGGAAGACAUAACCCUUGUCAAAUGAUAACAAGACUGCAAGAUGUACUUUAUCACUUUGUUGCACUUCCUGCAGUAAAGAGUAAAUGGAUCAUUUUAGGCCUUUAUAUCAUUACCCUGGUGAUGUCCAUAGGAUUUGCAACCCAACUACGAGCAGCCAGCAGAACGCCACUGCUCUUCAGCCCUGAUACCAACAUUCAGGUCCUCCUCGAUCUCAAGUAUAAUCUCAGUGCAGAGGGCAUUUCCUGCAUCACAUGCUCAGGUGUGUUUCAGGAAAAACCUCAACCUCUGCUAAAUAACAUGCAAACAUCCUCAGACAAGAAGAAACAAGGAGAGAAUCUCCCAUGGAAUAAAGGAGGUGGCUUACAGACCGUUUAUGUCACCAAAUAUGAAGAUGAUGUACAACCUGCCAUCUACAGAUUUUCUUUGGAUUCCUCUGUUCCCUGGCCGUGGCAUUUGCCAUCAACAAGGAAUGGGGAGAUCCCAUCAUUUAAAGUUUACACGGCAUCCUAUGGUAACUUUACAAAGAAGCUGACUGUCUGCUCUUCCGUUGUUGGGUUGCCAAGUCCCAAGUGUCCAAAAAAGUGGAUGAUCACAUCAUUAUCAUGCAAUACAAGGAAAGGUUGGAAGCUUGAUUUCCAUUUCUAUGCAUCAGCCACUAAACAACAUCACACUCAGAAGCUAUACUUCGCUCAGCUGCGGAAGACCCCCUAUCACAGUCGGAUCUGCCUAGCACCACCUGGCUGCAUUCUUAAUGCAGGACCCAAUGGUCCAAAUAAAGGAUUUUUCUAUGUUCCUGAUGAGAAAGUCUCGAAUGUUGAGGAGACUCCAACAUUUGACUUCAAUCCCUGCAUGAACAAUGGUUGUGGGAAGCCAGCAGUGCGCCCUCUAGUGGACACAGGUGCUAUGGUCUUCGUUGUCUUUGGUAUUCUGGGAGUGAAUCGCACAAGAAAGCAAGAUAAUCAUGUGAUAGGCGAUAUGGGCAGUGUCAUCUACGAUGAGAAUUUUGACCUAUUCCAAGAAAUUGGAAAUCUGUGUAAGAUUUGCAAAGCUAUCAGCAGUAAUUCGGAAUUGGUGAAGCCAGGAGGUGCUCAGUGUUUGCCUUCAGGUUACAGCGUUUCAACUUUCGUGCAAAUGUUACACCCAGAGUGUAAGAGUAUUCCAGAGCCUAACUUGCUUCCUGGACAACUGUCUCAUGGUGCUGUUGGAGUAAAAGAUGGCAAAGUCCAGUGGAUUUCAAUGGCCUUUGAAUCUACAACCUACAAAGGAAAGUCCUCAUUUCAGACAUAUGCAGACUACUUGAAAUGGGAGAACUACCUUCAAGAGCAGCUACAUCAGUUUUCAGAACAAUCGUCACUACGUCAUGGAUUCCAGACUUGUGAGCACUGGAAACAGAUUUUCAUGGAAAUAAUAGGUGUUCAGAGUGCAAUGUAUAGUUUGAUUCUCUCCCUGGUAAUCUGUAUUGCUGCAGUCGCUAUUUUCACCACCCAUGUUCUACUCCUUUUACCAGUCCUGCUGACCAUUCUAGGUGUUAUCUGCUUGAUGGUUGCCAUCAUGUACUGGUUUAGCUGGGAGAUGGGAGCAGUGGAAGCCAUCUCUCUGUCCAUCCUGGUAGGCUCCUCUGUGGAUUAUUGCGUCCAUCUCGUUGAGGGUUACCUGCUGGCAGGAGAAAACCUUCCAAUAACCGAGACUGAUGAUAAAUACAAAAUGGGGAAAUGGAGAACUCUAGCUGCUGUGAGGCAUGUUGGUGUUGCCAUUGUGUCGAGUGCAAUCACUACAGUCAUAGCGACUAUCCCCCUCUUCUUUUGCAUCAUCACUCCAUUUGCGAAGUUUGGAAAGAUUGUUGCCCUGAACACAGGCAUCUCUAUAUUCUACACCUUGACAGUCAACACAGCUCUGCUCAGCAUCCUGGCUCCAAGUGACUUCUAUCGCUCAAGGAGAUCUUUUAUUAAAGCAGUCCUGGGAGUAGUGGCCAUAGGAGGUGGAGGAUUCUGUGUCUGUCUUGUAUUGAUUAAAUUAGGAUUCAAAAUCCCACUCCCCAAUGGAUCUACAAUGUAAUUUGUUUAUACUACUUUAAUACAAGCGCUAACAGAAAUAACAUUUUAAAAAGGGAACUUCAUCACAAUGCAAAAACUGGGACUAUUGCCACUUUUUUUUGUAUAAGUUGUUUCCUUCCUUUUUAUGGCAGAUGAUUGUUGAUUUGGUGAAGCUAUAAGUAAUGACUUAAUUGCAAGCAGUGGUGUGACUGCAGCUUUUCCUGCCGGUUAGACAUGCAACAAUGGUCAAACUCCUUCUGAUUUUCCACCAUUUGUAAGGAAAGCCAUUGAAACAAAUGAAAGUGCAUUUUGCGAGCAACAGGUUCUAGAUACAUGUAAGACACAUUAUACCCUUUGCAUAUAGUUGUAAGGAAAUCUGUUCAGUGCAUUUGAAAGCAGGCAGCUAUCCAGUUAAUGUUGAGGUACUCUUCUUAAUUUUCUUCACCUAUUUUCCCACUACCAUCUGUCAUGCUCUAAAACUUCAAAUGUUUAACCAAGAUUAUGUCAGUUGGACAGCCUUCCAAGUAUUGUAGCAGUGUUCAUGAUCAACUGGUGGAAGUGUAAUCAUGAUGGGCAUGAUCACUUCAUCCCCAGUCUUUUCCUAAUCUCGUGAAGAAAUAUCACCCGAAAGACUAACUAACAAAAGGUGGUUCCCAACAGAAAUUCAAUGAUGUGGGUCACUGAGACUCAACUCUCCAAGCUCUGGGCUAAAGUGAAAUUAAGUUUUGAGAUAAAGCUUCCUAUUAAUUAUUUUCCUCUUUAUUCUUGCUCUACAUUUUUUCUAUUCUCCAGUUUCUCUCAUUUACACCUAUUCCCCUACAAUCACAAGGAAUACAGGCAUACACAAUAUCACCCAAGUGCCAUUCUUCACCCAUUUAGUCUAUCUGGACAUUCAAGUAAACACUGCCAACAGGGGUUACUGCAAUGAUCACCUAGACCAAUGUAUAUUGUACCUUUUUAGUCCACCAACCAUAAAGCCAGAUAGAACAGACCCCUUCCAUUACCAUCAACAAUGAUGCUAAUGGCUGGACCUACAUCAUGCUGUGUUAUGCCAAGUAUUCCAAUACUCAUGUUGUCAGUGAGGUCAAAAUUCCUACUGGUUUAAGUCUUUUAGAAACUCAGGACAUCUAAGAACAUGUUGGCCUGGUAACAAUUCUUCAAGUACAGCUACUGUUAUGUAGGUGAUAAACGUGUUAGCUAAUUUAGAUACAUAAUAGUCCCACAGCAAUAGAAAAGUUUUAUGACUAAACAGUGAGCUUUGGUGAGCUAGGUUGGUGUGAGAAAUUUUAGGGCAUCUAUGCAAAAUCAAUGAUUUUGUCCAAACAGUGAAACAACUCCUCAUGGAUAGAUGGAUUUGGUUUAAUAACUCAUUCACGAGGUGACACCUCCAACACUGCACCUUCCUCAGAACCAUGCUCAAAUACAAGCGAAUCUAUCAUUUCUGUCACUAGUGAAAUCUAUCAAAUGAAUGUACUCAUGCAAAAAGUACCUACCUACUUUUUUCACAGGUUGCUUCUUUGAAGGAAAAUUUCCUUUCAGCUAAAGUGGUCCCAUAUUAGGCAGAAAGGAAAACCUUAAGAGAUCAAACUGCUCCAAUCUGAGCAAUUGUAGAUUCUAAGUAAUAAAGACAAAUUAUAUAAAGUAAGUCUGUUGAUCAUGAGUGCAUUUAUAAAUAGGUGCUUAGCCCAGUUGCAACUAAAAUAGUUAAUCCACUGUAACAGUGCAAGGUAGGUAUCAUUAAUGAGGUGGUUAAUGGCUCAUUUGAUAAAGAUAUACGACAUUGAAUCUCAUGGAGCAGAGGUUGUUGCUCUGAAGUUGUAAUAAAGUUGAUUCAAAGCCUUAGCUCACCUGGGCUAGGGAGUAGUAAAAUAGUGCCCUUUAUUCCCAUUCCUGCUUAUUGCCCAGUAACUUCUGGUGGAAAAAUACAUCAAUGAAAUUUGGGUUAAUGUUUCCCCUUCCAGCCAUAUUUGAAUUGAUCACCAACUUAGGCUUAGGAAUUCAAGCACAUCCAUUUCUCACCCAAUAGUGAAGUCAGAUCACCAGGAGCAUGCAGACCUGAGCUGUUUGCCCUAUCUUGAACUUUUUCUCUUGAAAAAAAUUAAAUACUUUCAUAGCUGGUGUAAAGCCUGUUCAGGAAUGCAACAUAAGUAAAUCAGGUGGAUUGUCAAAGCCCUCCAGCAGUCACAGUCAUGUUCAGUCUCUGCCUAGACACUGUUCUCUUUUGCUUCCCCAAAUAGUGCUCAACCUCCAGCCGCUGCAUAACAAACAAAUGGACAAUACUCAUUCCUUCCCCUCCACCACGUUUGAUAGUGCUUACCUCCUCCUCACGCAACUUCUACAAUGCCUGGUAUUGGAAGAGUCAGAAUUAUUGGAGGUGUAAGGGUGUUAAAUCUUUUUGUGAAGUGAGGUGGAAAGAACACUAUCAGAGUAAGAGAAGGGCUUGAACACUCUCAGUGGAUGAGAAGGGAGGUGAACACAGGGGUUCAAGGCAAAAGAGGGAAUGAAGGAGGGGGUGAAUGAUAGAAGGUGAGCAUGGUUGGGGGACAUAAUAUGCUUUGUGGGCAUUGACCUAAAAAUCUUAAGACAAGGUAAGUUGAUGAACUCAAAGAAGACAUUAAAUAUCAUAUUUGCCGGAGAUUGUUGUAAAUUCAUCAUUCACAUGUGUCCAAAUGUUAACAGAGUGCUUGAAAAAGUAUUUCCAGAGCAUUCAGUAUUCACAACACAUGCCCUGCCAAUUUUUCAGUGCACGCUUCAGCAUGGAACUAUCCAAACAAUAGCUGGUAAUAAUACAUAUCUAUCCAUUGCGUUUUAUAUAUCCACAACCCAAAAAAAAAUCAAUAAACUUGUGAAUUCUGUCCUGGAUUUUUUUAGAACUCUCCAAAUCUAAUCCCACUGCUCCCUUUUUCUCCCUAUGGACCUAUAUCUUCGUAUGAUUCAUGUUCAUUCAGUUUCCCAUAAAGUAUGUGGUACCCUCUGCCUCAGUUACUACUGGUGGCACAACAUUCCUUUAUCCAACAACCCUGGCUGUCUGGUCCACAAAGCCAAGGUACAUUUUGUUUGCUGUAUUUUGUUUAUCUGUUUCUAGCUAUUUCAUUUUCAUGGUCAAGCAUAAACAAGUUGAUAAUUAUAUUUAAUAUUGACACUUAAACAUUUGGAGAUUGUUGAUAAAAAUGCACAAAUGCAAUCUUAAUACAAUUUAAUGAAAAUCGGACAGUUACUGUCAAUAUACAACAAAAUAACUUAAUGGCCAUUGUAACUUAUAUUUCAAUACAUAGAUAUACAAAAAUAAAUUAAUAUAAAUUGCAUCUUUCUAGUUAAGUGGUGGGAAAUGAUAAAUAACACAAAUUGCUUGAGAAAGCAGCCCAUGAAACAAAAUGAAGAAUUGGGUAGAAUGUGAUGCAGCAGUUGCUACCUUUUACCCACAUUCCCAAUACAGACACUCAGUGUGGGAGCUCUGCAGUGGGGUCACUAAUUUUUGAAGUUGAUUUACUGUCUACAUAUACCCGUUUUAACAGAAUGGAGAUGUCUGACCAGACAUGAUGUUGACAUCCAAUGCUGCAGUCCGCAAACCUGCUUCAUUGUUCCUUUGUAGUCAAAAUUGAAUAAGAGCAUUUGCAAAGAGACAUUAAAAGUUCAUUGAAUAAAUUUCUUCUGUGGCUGGUGUCAAUUAAGUGAAGUGGAAAUAUAAAACAAGUUGCCCCAUUUUAUAAUUAGAGACCAAACUAAAACCCGAUAUAUUAUAACGAGAGAACUAGUUAACCAGGAAUGAAAAGCAAUUAAUUCUGAAAGACUGAACUGUCCAGUACAUCUACAUUAGCAUCAAAAUCUAACAAAGUUUUGGAAAUAGUCUGAAUGAUUCUAAUUACUGCAUAUUGUUAGAGUUAGUACUUUCUUUUUCCAUAUUGUGUAAAUUUCUUAAGUAAUUUUGUAGAAAAGGAAUCUUUGAACAAUGUUCCCUGUUUUAGGAACUGUUGUCGAAUUAUUUGACAUUCAAAUUGUUGUAUUACUGCUGCUUUAACUCAAUCCAAAAUAAAUUUCUAUUCAUUGUCAAUGAGAAUCUUUUCGGGAGUUGACUCUCCUUGUAUAUUUUUGUCUCUGUUGUUUCCUGCCCUUUCCUUUCUC